GAACGCGCUGCCUCGGGUCCCAGGCGCCGCGCGCCGCAGCGUGGGCGGGGAGAGGGAGAAAGAGAGGGAGCCUCGCGGGCGGGCAGCGCAGACGGCGGGCGCGCGAGCCAGCGAGCGCUCAGAGCCGGAGUCGGGGCUCGAGCGAGAGGACAGGCAGCGAGAGAGGGGUUAGCGCAGGGCGGACAGACAGAGGGAUACAUAAAGGGCAGGGAGAGGGAGGGACAGACAGCGGCACAGCAGCGAGAGGGAGACAAGAGGCAGCGGGAGCCAGCUGGGCGAGUCACACAGACCCACGCGCCCAGAGAAGUAGCGUCUCCUCCCGAGUAGCAAAGGGGGCGAGGAGGAGGAGGAGGAGCAGGAGGCAGAGACCAUGUCUUUCAGGAAGACCGCCACUGUACUGUAACAGCACCGCAGCUGCAGCAACAUAAACACACACGCCAAAAAAGCCCCACACCGCCCAGAAGCUGGGGGCAGAUCCAGUUUGCAGGCAAGUCUUCAUCAUGGAUCGAGGCAAGUUUGUGUGCACAAUUAGGCUUGCAAAUUACUAAUCUCACCUUGACUUUGCCUCUCAGUUCCCAACUGAGCAUGGUUACCUUGAGAACUGUGGCAUUAGCACUGUUAGAGCAUGCUCUGCUUGGGAGUUCGGGUGUGUUCUAUUUUUAAUGCUAUUUAAUGAAGAAGCUUCUCACUCUGCAAUGAAGGAAGCAUAAUGGAAGAGCAGAGCAAUGGUUGGUUAUGGAUACUGAAAAAGGAAAAUUGCAAAGGUUGAUGAUGAUCUGUAAAACUGUCUAAAGGAAGAGCAUGGAGACUGGCAUUCUGAACUGUUAGUGGGGACAUGGGACUCAUGUUGUCAUUGAUCAUUUGUGUGGAUUUAACCAUUGAAGAGCAACAGAAGCAGCUAGAAAGACGUCGAGAAUUAAAGCUGCUUUGAAGGUCACCGAAUCUUGUUUUAAUUUCUGUCUGGGAGAAUGUCUGAGCAAGGUAAAUUGAACCAGGAGACAGCAGAGGAAGCUGCCAAAGAGCAGGAGUCCGCCAUCUCUGAUGCGACCCCAGAGAACUACAUCAUUAAUAAAACGGAAAGCUUGGAAGCAGAGGAAAAGGAGGAGAAGCUGAGUGAUGCCAAGACGGACCUCCAGAAACGAGGCGUAAACCAGAACCAGCAGAAAAAGAGAUCCAAGUCAGGAGCUAAGGGGAAACUGGUCCGGAGUCUUGCUGUGUGCGAAGAAUCAUCCCCUCGACUGGGAGCAGAAGGUCUUCAUGAUAAUCAGGAAUCAAUACAACUACAGCUUUCGAGUUUCCCCAGUCUACAAGAAGAAGAUAAAUCUAGUAAAGAUGACUCUGAGAAAGAAAAAGAGAAGGAUAAAAACAAAGAAAAAGAUAAAAACUGUGAAAAAUCCAAGAUCAGAAUGUUAUCAAAAGAUUGCAGCCAAGAAUAUACCGACUCAACAGGCAUAGAUUUACAUGAAUUUCUGGUGAACACAUUAAAGAAUAAUCCCAGGGACAGAAUGAUACUCUUAAAAAUGGAACAGGAAAUUAUAGAUUUUAUUAGUGACAACAAUAAUCAUUAUAAAAAGUUCCCUCAGAUGUCGUCCUAUCAGAGGAUGUUAGUGCACAGAGUGGCAGCUUAUUUUGGAAUGGAUCACAAUGUUGAUCAAACUGGAAAAUCUGUAAUUAUCAACAAGACCAGCAAUACUAGAAUGCUGAAACCUGGCAUCCAAGGAACCGAUGUUGCAAGGAGAACCAUACGGGCAGAUCCUGCAGCAGUGCAUGAAGUUCCAUUGAAGUCAGGUGCCACAUGUGCACAGGGAUCUGCCCAUACAGUUCCCCUUUCAAGAUCAAGGCCCAAUAGACCAGAGCAAAGGUUUUCUGAACAUUUAAAAGAUGAAAAAGGUGAAGAAUCCCAGAAGCGAUUUAUCUUGAAGCGAGAUAACUCUAGUAUUGAUAAAGAAGACAAUCAGCAAAACAGAAUUCAUCCAUUUAGAGAUGACAGACGAAGUAAAUCAAUUGAAGAGAGAGAAGAGGAGUAUCAGAGAGUGAGGGAGAGAAUAUUUGCACAAGAUUCAGUUUGCUCCCAGGAAAACCUUUUUGUGGAAAACAGUAGGCUCUUGGAAGACAACGGUAUAUGCAAUGACACCCAUAAGAAAAGACAGCUAUUUAGGGGUAACAGAGAUAGCACAGGGAAGGCAUCUGGCAGCCGGCAAAGCAGUACAGAGAACGAAAUGAAAUGGACAGACCACCAGAGGCCAUGGAGCAGCACAGAUUCCGACAGCUCCAAUCGCAAUUUAAAGCCAGCCAUAACAAAGACAGCAAGUUUUGGUGGAAUAACUGUUCUGACAAGAGGAGAAAGCUCAUCAAGUAACAGGAGUACCGGCAAACUGUGUAAAACAGGUUCAGAGUCUUCCAGCAGCGCUGGCUCCUCAGGAUCACUGUCACGAACACAUCAGCCUCUCCAAAGUGCAUCCAUUGUCCCUGGAGUGACAGCCAGCCCUUCAGGCAAUGUUUCCUAUACAGAGAAUGGGAUGAAUGGCCAGGUAGCACCAAGCAACACCAGCUAUAUCAUACUUCCACUUGAAGCUGCAGGGAUACCACCUGGCAGUAUCCUCCUCAAUCCACACACAGGCCAACCGUUUGUAAAUCCUGAUGGUACACCUGCAAUAUAUAACCCUCCCAGCGGCCAGCAGCCAAUUAGGAGCCAGCUUGUGGGACAGUCUCAGCAGCAGCCUUCGUCCCAACAGCAGCAGCAAGUGCAACAACCACAGCAACAAAUGGCAAGUCACCUUGUCACACAGCCUGUUCAGGCUUUGCAGCCAUCUUCCCAGACAGUCCAAUAUCCAGCUGUUUCUUAUCCACCCCAGCAUCUCCUGCCAGUCUCUCCAACGCAGCAGUUUCCUGUGCGAGAUGACAUGACAACACAAUUUAGCCAGAUGAGCUUAAGUCGUCAGUCAUCAGGAGAGAACCCCGAGUCGCCUUCUGGUCCUGUCUACCCAUCACCUAUUAUACAGCCAUCUGGCCAGCAGACUGGUUAUGUCAUGGCAUCCCCAAGUCAGCAGCUUCCCCCAGGAAGUUUUACAGGUUCAGGUCCACCCGUAUCGCAACAAGUACUGCAGCCUCCCCCACCACCCCAGGGCUACGUACAGCAACCACCACCUGCUCAGAUGCCAGUGUAUUACUACCCAUCUGGUCAAUACCCUACCUCAGCAACUCAGCAGUAUAGACCCAUUGCCUCAGUUCAGUACAAUGCACAGCGGAGUCAACAAAUACCCCAGACUGCACAGCAAGCAGGUUAUCAGCCUGUCUUGACUAAUCAGCAACAAGGGUUCCAAGGACUCAUGGGAAUGCAGCAACCUUCCCAAAGUCAGAACCUGAUGAAUAAUCAGCAGGGAAAUCAGGUGCAAGGCAUGAUGGUUCAGUAUCCAGCCAUGUCGUCUUAUCAGGUGCCAAUGACGCAGGGUUCUCAAGGACUGCCACAACAAUCAUAUCAACAACCAAUCAUGCUACCGAAUCAAUCAGGUCAAGGAACAAUUACAGCCACUGGAAUGCCUGUUUACUGUAAUGUCAUACCUCCCACCCCACAGAACAACUUAAGGUUGAUUGCCCCACACUGCCCCUCCAGUAACGUUCCAGUUAUCGCUGCCAGCUGCAGGACAAACUGUGCAAGUAUUAACAGUACAGGGUGGCAGGUCAAGUACUGAUACUGCGGCUUAGUGUGGAUAUACAAGAAUAGCGGUGCAUUAUUUGACAAAUAACUCAUGGCCUUCAAGUGAAGAGGAGCACAACAGGAUAAUCAGUUGGGGACAUACGUACUGACAGUGCUCAAGCGAUUGCUGCUGGAAUUCUGUAAAAAAAAAAAAAUUAAAUUAAAAAGAUGUUUGCUGGUUAAUGGUGCAUAUUUUGUCAUGUCUGCUAGGUAUGCCUUUAUAGCUUAGCUAGUGACAUGAAUUCACUGAGGUAAGAUUUUUUCCUACCACUGAACACCACUGUGUAGAUUGUAAUAUCCCUGAUUCGGAUUAGUUUUGUACUUUGUGUUGAGUUUGUGAAGCUAAAAGUAUUUAAAAAAAUAUAUAAUAAAAUCACAUUGUACCAAAGCUGUAAUGGAAAUUUAAAAAAACAAAAAAAGAAUUGCUGAAUGGAAGGAAUAAUUUAUAUACAUUAUAGAGGUUUUUUUAUGGACAUAUACUGUAUUGUAGUGUUUAAUCACAAUAAAGCUAUUUGACCUCAUGGAGAAAGGUCAUGUUUCUA
This is a messenger RNA of Caretta caretta (loggerhead turtle), 4239 nucleotides long. It is a transcript of the gene ARPP21, whose product is annotated as cAMP regulated phosphoprotein 21. Gene Ontology annotation, cellular component: cytoplasm. Gene Ontology annotation, molecular function: nucleic acid binding. NCBI's taxonomy places the organism in Eukaryota, Metazoa, Chordata, Testudines, Cheloniidae. The record is from RefSeq and is a predicted model, not a curated record.